AGCUGAGCAAGGAGCAGGACAAUGUUUGACAACACGCAGUACCCCUAUAACUGCUUUAAUUAUGAUGGGGAUGAUUAUCCUACCUGUAGUUCUGAUGAAGAGAAAAAAUUCACCAGACCAGCAUACAGCUACAUUGCCUUAAUUGCAAUGGCCAUCCAGCAAAGUCCUUCAAAUAAAGUCACUCUCUCUGGCAUUUAUGACUUUAUAAUGAAGAAAUUUCCUUACUACAGAUCAAAUCAAAGAGCCUGGCAGAACUCCAUCCGACAUAACUUAUCACUUAACAGUUGUUUUGUAAAGGUUCCCAGAACAGAAGGGAAUGAGAAGGGGAAAGGAAACUAUUGGAGCUUUGCAACAGGAUGUGAAUCCAUGCUGGAUCUCUUUGAAAAUGGGAAUUACAGGCGAAGACGGAGGAGGAGGAACGUGAAAAGGGAACAUAAGGAGCAGAGACCAAGCAGGGGGAAAAGUCCUUCAUCCUCUGAUAUGUCUUCUAUGGACUCUGCUUUAAACAACAUUUCCUCUUCUGAAAGUAAGCACGGAAGAAUUGAAUCAGUCCCAAGACUGCUGGAGCCUCGUGGGUUUGCUCCAAACAACAUGACCAACAGGCAAAGCCUAAGCAAUUCCUCCUUAGCAAAAUCGGAUUCUGAAAUUAAAUUCAGCAUUGAUUACAUCCUUUCAGCCCCUGACCCUUUGCCUGUCCUGAGAUCUCAAUAUAAUAUGCAAGAAAAUAAAUAUCACCUACUGGAGGCUCAACAAAUUAAUCUCCAGUUCUGGACAAUGUGAUAUUAUUUAUUCAUGGCAAAAAAGUCUGAGUUGCAGUGUAUUCAGCAGCCUCAUGUCACUGAAAACCAGCUGCCUGCCUCCUCGUUGUCUUCACAAGCAGUACUCGGAAAGGGUUACUGAUUCACCAGCCGAUGCUCUGCCUGUACCCAAAGAACUUUGCUAAGAUUAGAGCAUAAAUAACAGUUACCAGUAUCAGUUUUCAUUAUGCUGAAAUUCAUGAAAUUCUAGCUUUGGUUUCUAAACUGUUGUGGGCACCAUUUAACACCACAAAGUAUUUCCUUUCUCAAGCAGAAUCUGACAGAAAAGAGACUUGCUUAUCACCCAUUGCUUUAUUAAAGACAAAGUGAAUUUGAUUCCACUUUCACUAGUGGAAAUUAGGAUUAAUUCCACUGAAGUAUAUAGGUCAGAACUUAAGCUGAUCUAAAAUAGUGUAAUUCUGUCGACUUACACUGGCUGAGAAUGUAAGGGGGGGGUGACUUCGCUUUCUUAAAAGGAAUCACAGAAUAUCACUCUGUCUUCCCUUCGUUUUUAUUUUAACAUCUUGUUUCAAACUGUUUUGCAGCUUUCACUCAUCAUUAAUGAGAAAAUUUAGUUAUUAAUAAGUGUUUAAAGUAUAUUUUUGUUGAUAUUCAGGGCAGAGUUGUUUAAAUUGUUGAAGUGAAAUUGUAUUCAAAAGCAUUUCAAGAAAGCUAAUUGCAAGGCUGUUGAAGUUUGGUACACUUUGAUGGGUAAUGUGACAGAGGCAUAGGGCCUCUUAAUGCCUCGGAUUUAAAGAAAAAUAAACAAACUUCUCCCUUUAUACUAUCAGAAAGAUUCCUGAGAUGCUGCAGGAAAGUCCUUGAACAUAUUUCAUUUAGCAAAUGUGAAGAGAGACCUGGCUUUGCAAGAAGCUGUAUACAGCAUUGACCAAAGCUAUAAUUCCACCUACGUGCUUUGAGACAAGUUGUAUAUUUCUAUUAAACAGAUUUAUAUUGAUCCUUCUUGCAAAGCAAUUACCGAAGUGGUACUUGAUACGAUUUCAGCAAAGCUAGUGAGAUAUAUAAUUUGCAGAUAGCAAUAUUAGGUCAUGAGCUCCAUUUCUAAAGAAAGCCGUUUCAUUAACAUUUACAUGAGGUGGGAUAUUUCAGAACAGAACCUGAUGGACAAUGAUGAACUGUAAUGAGCAUUGAAGAACUUGCUUUUAUACCACUUGUCCAGUACCUAAUGGCAGUAUUAGUAAAGACUCCACAAAAUCUUGGUUUUGACCUGGCUACUACAGUCUUCAUCUACUGCACAUAUAUUUAAAAAUGAAAAACAACAAGGAUUCUGGUGGUUUUAAAUAAUUAUAUAUAGAGAGAUAAAAUUAUCUUUGCAACAUGAACUAAAGGUAAAUGAAGGUGUAUGAGAUAAGAUUAAACAAAAUUGUGCUAGAGGUAUGCUCAGGCAUGACUUGAACUUUUAUGCAGGUUUGACAUUUCACUAAGUUAUUUUACAUUGUGUCUAAUAUAUACUGUACAUUUAUACUAUAUAUUCUUAUAUAUUGUUAUUGAGAAAGGGAGCAAUAUCACUGCAUUUAUAUGUUGUAAAAUGCAUGAUGUAUGUUGUCAUGAUGCUGAAAAUCCUGCCAUAUACUUAAAAUUUACCAUCAGGGGUAUUUCACACUGGUUGGUAAUAAAGGCUCAUUUUUUUUUGGAAAAUGAUAAAACUUCCUCUCUUCAGGCAUUUUCACAGCAUGCAAAAGUCUUUGCUUCUUCUUCAGAAAAGUCAGAAUGAAAAAUCAUGUCAGGUACAUCACUGCAUGUCUUCCAAACUCCGGAGGAAUGAUUUCUUGUCACCAAAUUCAGCCUUCAAAUGGAAGCUUUCAAUUCUCUGUGAAUCAGUGGUUAUUCUGGGCAAUUACCUGAAAGCAAAAUUUGACUCAUUAGACCUGAUUGUUCUGCUGUUUACACUGACAUUAGAAAAAGAAGAAAAAUUCUGAGGUCACUGGAGAGAUGAAUUCUUAUUUGAACAGGGACAAGAAUUCGCUCCUUUAGUAUUUAUGCUCUGUAGUAAAGAGGUGUGGGAAGAUCAUGUCCUCAUUUAGUACUUCAGUGUAUGCAUGCACUUACAUGUGGGUUGGUACCUCUAGGAUCCUACAUUUAUAUAU
Melopsittacus undulatus (budgerigar) is the source of this 2905-nucleotide messenger RNA. RefSeq names its product forkhead box L3 (gene FOXL3). The transcript has 3 exons. The coding region runs from base 22 to 780 and encodes 252 amino acids. The record is from RefSeq and is a predicted model, not a curated record. NCBI's taxonomy places the organism in Eukaryota, Metazoa, Chordata, Aves, Psittaciformes, Psittaculidae. Gene Ontology annotation, molecular function: RNA polymerase II cis-regulatory region sequence-specific DNA binding; DNA-binding transcription factor activity, RNA polymerase II-specific. Gene Ontology annotation, biological process: regulation of transcription by RNA polymerase II; anatomical structure morphogenesis; cell differentiation.